This is a messenger RNA of Alternaria rosae, 2084 nucleotides long. RefSeq lists its product as uncharacterized. NCBI's taxonomy places the organism in Eukaryota, Fungi, Ascomycota, Dothideomycetes, Pleosporales, Pleosporaceae. The record is from RefSeq and is a predicted model, not a curated record. The coding region runs from base 63 to 2075 and encodes 670 amino acids. Gene Ontology annotation, molecular function: DNA-binding transcription factor activity, RNA polymerase II-specific; zinc ion binding; DNA binding. The transcript is spliced from 5 exons. Gene Ontology annotation, biological process: DNA-templated transcription; regulation of DNA-templated transcription. Gene Ontology annotation, cellular component: nucleus.
CCACACUCGAUUUCGAUUCUGCGCGCUUGCUUUUCGUUCCACACUUUUGUUUUGUCCCCACGAUGCAGAGCACCGGCAAGAAACGCAUUGUGUCGUCGUGCAUUCCGUGCUACACCAGGAAACAAAAGUGCAACCGUCGCUACCCCUGCGAUCACUGUUCACGUCGUCGACGCCCGGAGGAGUGCGCAUACUACCCUUCGCAGGCAUUGCAGGCUGAGCACACGUCGCUACGAACCCAGAGGAUAGAGGAUCGUGACAACGAACAUGAUCAACUCACCGCGAAUCACGAUUUCCAGCCGCAAGACAGCGAAGCUAUUGAGACUGCCACUAACGCCCUGACGAAUUGGAAUAACGCAAGACCCCGAAGUUUCACAUCCGGCUCAAGCAGCAACUCCAUUGCGGAAUCAUUUGGAUACUUCGAGUACAGCGAAUGCAAUACCAUCGCCUUGGUUCGCAAGCUAGGACUGAAUAGCGGCGAACACCACGGCAAUCAGGACGUUACUCGAGAGGCGUCCCUGGAGGUCGAACAAGAAAUGAACAGGAUGCCUGAUCGUCAAAUCUGCGACUUCCUGGUCCAGUAUUAUAUCGACGAUAUUCACUGGAAGGAGCAGCUUGUGCACCCACCAUGGUUCUUAGCACAGUAUCAACAACUGUGGAGCUUGGGAACUGUAUCAUCCGUCUUCUAUGUAGAGUUCGUGGUACUACUCAUGCGAAUGUGUUCGUACGCAUCCCAGUUCCUUCCUUCACCGUCACAUCCUAUCGACCGCAUUCGCAGAAUGUCUUUGUCUGAGAUCCGUACGUUGUGCGAUGACAUCGCGGAGAAGCUAGCUAGUUUAUGUGCGCGACUUGAUGCCAGAGGCUCUUUACUACGCGUGCAGCAUCUGGCGCUCUUGGGAUUGCGACUUCAGUGUGAAGGGCAAAACAUGGCCUUCUGGGAAACGCUCAACAAAGCUGCUCUGGUAGCUCAGAGGGCCGGCCUCCAUCGAAACCACACAGUCCACAUGCCAGAGAUGCAUGGACUGGAACAGGAGAUGCGACGGAGAGUGUUUUGUAACCUCUACGUUUGGGACAGUAUGCUCUCACGGCAACUCGAUCGUAUCCCGUUUCUUCCCGCCUCCCUAGACACGGACAACCUUCCGCGAAUGCAUCUUGCGCCCAUUCUGGACGACGACAGUGCCCCAGAAGCAUUCUCAGAACGGAUGUUGCAGGCUCGCUUGGCCACUUUCUGGCGGAGAUUCCCCUCGACAUCGUAUACAGAGUAUGACGCGACUGCGACCGAGGAAAAGUAUGAGCAGUUCUGCUCUGAGUUUCUCGCUAAUAUGCCUGCCGCGUUCGCUCUUCAGCCAAGCGAGCAGUGGGACGAACAAUCACGACGCCUACCUAUGCAGCGGCAGAUUCUGCAUAUCGCCAUAUACGAGAGUCUAUGCCAAAACUAUCGUGACUUAUUGCUCUGUACAGCUGCUCAAGUUCAAAGACUUCCUGCGUACAAACAAGUCCUGCUAGCCUCGCAGAAGAAGGCACUCGCGGUGGCAGCACUCAAGGUGCUGGACGAAGUCUCAGAGCUGCACGCGAAGUUGGGAGGGUCUCAUACCAGAUUUCCGGGCAUUAUAUUACCGACAUUCGAAGCUGCAGUGAUUCUGAUCGGCGUAUGUAAGGACGCCGAGUUCCCGGCUGGUAGGGUGAUUGGCACGGGCCAUACAUCCAAGAUUGAUCCUCUCGGCUCAGGCGCACCACAUCUCAGUCGCCAAGGGUGCUUUCAAGCCACGAGAGAUGCACUCGAUCGCCUAAGAACCCUGGCUGAAGUCAGCGUCAUGGCUGAAGAAGGUGCGAACGCGUUGUCCUGCCUUCUGAACGAGAGAAACGCGUCCGAUUCCACAAGCAUGGGGCCACAUGUCUCUAGCCUCAGCGCAGAAAGCGCGUCAUCACCACUGAACAUCGCAAAUCUGGUUCAGGCCCAUCAGCCGGCGAGCGACACCUCUUCGUGGCCGACGUCUGCUUCAUCUCCAUCAAUGCUCGACACGGGCCUGCUUAACGAUUUUCUGUACAGUCCUCUUUCGGACAUCUCGCGAAGGUAGAUAUGCUGC